UGUAGUGGACUCUCAAGCCUCAAGAAACAGUAUCAGAUUCUGACCCCCUUCUCCCCUGUGCUCUCCUCCUCCUUCCCCACUCCGACGAUCGAAAACCGUACCGUAAUCCAGCAUCUCGUUUCGAACACAGCUCGAUCUGGGCGCCCAUGGAGGUCUGAAAACCAGUAAAAUUCUCGUCUUUCCUUUCCGAAGGUGAUAGAAAUACCGUCAAUCGGUGUUUUUCCACCGCGUUCCGGGUCAAAUCCGAGAUAGGAACGGUCAGAAACUUGAACGAUACGUCUUGUUUUUAGAUCGAAGGAGAGGAAGGAAGGCUCUUGUUUUCUUCUUCUUUCUUCUUUUCUUCUCAAGCAAGAUUUUUUUUUUUUUUAAAUGUUGUUUUGCUGAGGUCGAUCCCAAGAUAGCCCUUUGCUACAUUAACUUCGGAUUUUUUAAGCUAUGUUGUUUUGAGAGCUCAAAGUCUUUGUUUUUUUGGGCGAUUUUUGGUUUUUUCGUUAGCUUUUAUUAUUCAGCUGAUCUUACCUUGAAAAUCUCCAAAGUCGCUACCAUCCCCAGUCCAAUUAAAUUCGAGAUCCUGCUAUUGGGCUUCAAUGAAGCCAUAAACUUCUCGGUAUCUUAGUUUGGGACUCUGGAUAGGUCAAAUCUCUUCAGCUCUCAGCUCAAAAAUAUCCUGACAUCCUUUUCGAUCUUAGUCUGGGAAAGUUUUGGCUAUUUGGAUUUAGAGCUCAAUUCCGACAAGUAAUUUCUCUGGGCUUCUUCGUUUAUGUUCCUUGGUUACCAGAAUCUUUAGUUAACUUCAGAAGUUUGAUUGUUAUAUUUUGAAUCCAAGGCCACCAAAUUGCAAGUUGAAGUAAAUAAACAUGACUAUUGGAAGCCUUUCCCCGGCCGAGAACAAGGGAGGACGAAAGAACAAAGAGAUUCUUGAUGAUAAUUCUCCUCUUCUACCAACCAAACACGAGGUAGAUGGAGGAUAUGAUGGGUUUAAUGGAGCAUCCUUUGCUGGGGCUGUGUUCAACCUAUCCACGACCGUCGUGGGAGCUGGAAUCAUGGCGCUCCCUGCCACCAUGAAAGUCUUAGGGCUGGUGCCUGGACUUGCGCUUAUCAUAUUCUUUGCUUUCCUCACCGAGGCCUCGAUCGAUAUGUUGAUCAGGUUCAGCAGGGCGGGGAAAACAAUCUCCUACGCAGGAGUUAUGGGGGAUGCAUUUGGAAAAAUCGGGAAGAUGCUGCUACAGAUCUGCGUUGUCAUAAAUAAUGUCGGCAUGAUGAUCGUCUACAUGAUAAUUAUUGGUGACGUGCUUUCCGGGACAUCAUCCAGUGGGGUUCACCAUUCUGGUGUUUUGGAAGGAUGGUUUGGGGAGCACUGGUGGAAUGGCCGCUUUUUUGUUCUUCUAGUCACUACUCUUGUAAUUUUUGCUCCAUUGGCAUGUUUCAAGCAUAUAGAUUCAUUAAGAUUCACGUCUGCUUUAUCAGUUGCACUAGCAGUAAUUUUUGUUGUAAUUACUGCUGGGAUGGCUAUCGUAAAAUUGCUGAGUGGAAGCAUUUCCAUGCCCAAGUUGUUUCCUGAUAUACCUAAUAUGGUAUCUAUUUGGAACCUCUUCACAGUGGUCCCUGUUCUCGUAACUGCAUAUAUCUGCCAUUACAAUGUUCACACCAUAGACAAUGAGCUUGAAGACUCCUCCCAGAUCAAGCCCAUCGUACAGACAUCACUGGUGCUCUGCUCUACUGUCUACAUAACAACAAGCUUCUUUGGUUUCCUCCUCUUUGGUGAAUCCACUCUUGAUGAUGUGCUCGCCAACUUCGACUCCAAUCUUGGUAUCCCAUACAGCUCUCUGCUUAAUGAUGCUGUCCGAGUGAGCUAUGUUGUCCACCUUAUGCUUGUAUUCCCCAUCAUCUUCCACGCGCUCCGGCUCAACUUGGAUGGCCUCCUCUUUCCUUCAGCAAUGCCUUUGUCUUCGGACAAUCGGAGGUUUGCGCUAAUUACAGUGGGGCUUCUCUCAGUUAUUUUCUUGGCCGCAAAUUUCAUUCCCAGCAUUUGGGAUGCCUUUCAAUUUACUGGUGCAACAGCCGCCGUCUGCAUUGGAUUUAUUUUCCCUGCUGCCAUUACCCUCAGGGACCCUCAUGGCAUAGCGACCAAGUGGGAUAAGAUCUUAUCUGUUUUCAUGAUCGUCCUUGCCGUGCUUUCAAAUGCGAUAGCUGUAUACAGUGAUGCCUAUGCUCUCUUCCAGAAGGAAAAGGCCUCACCUCUGUCUUGAGCUUCUGUGAUUCUUGGUAUGGAGGAAGUAAAACAGUGGCGUCUCAUGUCUGGUUUGCAUAUGUAGGUUGUUCGUAAGAUUGGUUAAUAAAUUGAGCACUAACCUUAGUGGGCAUGGUCCAAGUUUUGUUCGGUUCGAUAAUAGAAAGCAACUCAACAUGUAAGUUGAGCAAAGAUGCUAGGAAUGAUAUAUGUGGAAAGAUUGGUGUAUCAGAGGUUAUUGCACAACACGUACCUGUUACGAAGGGUGAAAUUGGAGUUGCAAAUUGUAAAUUAUUGAAUCAAUCGAAGUUGGUCUACCUUUAUACUUGAACUAUGUCUUUUCAUUGGCUGUGUAAGCUCCUAAUUGUGUGCGUUAUAAAAUGUACGGGCAACUUCUUUUUGCUCAAUAAUUUCAGUGCGAUAUGAUUCUCUGAAAA
Phoenix dactylifera (date palm) is the source of this 2667-nucleotide messenger RNA. RefSeq names its product amino acid transporter AVT6A-like. Gene Ontology annotation, biological process: amino acid transmembrane transport. Gene Ontology annotation, molecular function: L-amino acid transmembrane transporter activity. Gene Ontology annotation, cellular component: membrane. NCBI's taxonomy places the organism in Eukaryota, Viridiplantae, Streptophyta, Magnoliopsida, Arecales, Arecaceae. The record is from RefSeq and is a predicted model, not a curated record.